AUGGAAGACGGCGCGUCUACCCGCCCAGCCGACACCCCUGAGGACUCUGGCCCCGGCGAAGAAAACCAGCCCCAGUCCGGGGCCGCGAAAAAUUCCUCCCAGAAGGACCGAAAAUGCCAAUACUGCAACCAAGCUUUCACCUCCUCCUCCCUCGGCCGACACCUCGACCAGUUCCUCUUCAAGAAGAAGCCCGACGGUAUUCACGAUGUCGAAGAGAUCCGGCGCAUACGUAGUGGCAUCACGCGGCGGCAGGCCCGGACGUCGACAGGCAGACGAGAUACUCCUGAGCGUGGGGCCUCGAAAGAUGCGCUGGGCGUGCCUCAGCCGGGCGAGAACGGGCCCAAGGGGCCUAUUCGGAUGAUGUUCAACACUCCUACGUGGCAUGCGACCGGCGUGAUCAACGACAUUCCGAACCCGAGUCAUUCGCAGGACACUCCCACCUCGCGGUUUGCGGCGUCUCAGUCUCGGAUGGGAUCUCUCGCGAUACCAGACUACGGCGGUCGAUCUCCUAGUUCCAAUAACCCGGAUACGGUCAGAGCGCUCGAAUUGGCUCUCCGCGAGGUUCUGGAUAACAUCAAGGCUGCGACGUCGCGAACUCGACCACGGCUGUCUCCGUUCGAAUUCGACAUACAAGUCCAGACAUUCCCCUCACUCUGCCUCCAGCUUCUCCCUCCGCCCGCUACACUCUUCGCAACGAACCCGUUUCCCUCCCCCACCUCAUUCCCACUCGACCCUCCAGGGCCCGAUCACCACUCCAUGGUCCGCCAGGCGAUCCGCGCCAAGAUUGAACAAUGGCAGACUGACCAGCUCUCCGCCGAGUCCAACGCCCAGCAACCUGGAAAACUCUCAACCUUGACCCUCGACACCGGCAUGAUCCACCGCAGCGCGCAACAACACGAAGAAAUGUCCCUCCGCCAUCUCGAACUCGCCUUCAAACACUGGGUCUCGCUGCCCUCGGACGCGCGCAGGGAAGCUUGGCAACUGGAAAUCAUGCGUGCGUUUGCGCGUGAGGCCGAGAAGCGCAAGUCGCUCGACGACCAGCUCGCCCGCGUUCAGCAAGAGGCCAAUCAGCUCCGCGCGCAGGUUGAGAAACUGGGUUCCUGCCAGUGGCCUCGCGAAUUUGCGCUCUUUCCGCCGGAUACACUUCCCCUUCCACGGGAUGUCGCGCGUGAGCUCGACGCCAAGGAAUCGCAUAUCAGCCCGAGCUCGUCGCGCUGGGACUACGACUCUGUCGUGUCGAAAUGGAAACGCGUCGUGAUGCACGAUCGCGGGAUGGGCCGGAUCGGUGUCGGUGGCGGCGGUGCAAGCGCGACGAGUCCGCUCCCUGAAGACCCGAGCCCAAUGCCCGCCAGCAGCAACAUCACGAAUAGCAUAGAAGCCAAAACGAGGGCGAUGCAGCCGCCCGUGCAGGCCGGGCUAAGCCCCGGCGGACCGUCGCCUAGCCAGCCGAACCCCUCAUCCCCGUACAUGUCGCAGGAUAGUCCGAAUUCGGCGCCACAAGCGAAACGUCAGCGAUUGAUGAACGGGCGCCAUCACGCAGAACCAUCAAUCUCGACAUCUACAUCUUCAGUAACCCAGCCCGGGCCACUUCCGUCCUCUGCGACAUCGUGGAACCCGAACCCGCAGCAUCCGCAUUCGCAUCAACAUCAACAUCAACAUCAGCAGCCGCAUCUUUUGGGUUCCCCGCCAUCGUCGACUACUUGA
This is a messenger RNA of Aspergillus calidoustus, 1704 nucleotides long. Lineage: Eukaryota; Fungi; Ascomycota; Eurotiomycetes; Eurotiales; Aspergillaceae. The record is from the annotation of a GenBank genome assembly.